Messenger RNA from Mixia osmundae IAM 14324, 1148 nucleotides. RefSeq lists its product as uncharacterized. Bases 162 to 884 code for a protein of 240 amino acids. The record is from RefSeq and is a predicted model, not a curated record. Gene Ontology annotation, cellular component: ribosome. The transcript has 3 exons. Gene Ontology annotation, biological process: translation; ribosomal small subunit assembly. Lineage: Eukaryota; Fungi; Basidiomycota; Mixiomycetes; Mixiales; Mixiaceae. Gene Ontology annotation, molecular function: mRNA binding; structural constituent of ribosome; rRNA binding.
CCGACGCUGUUGCGAGCACAUCGGCCAAGCCGAUCAAGCCAGAUCUGCGGAAGAAUCGACCGGUACCGAGCAGACCGCCUAGCACUGAAGAGAAUCACUACGAGGAUGCGCUGGAGAUCAUCAGUGCUGCCUAUGAGCCUUUCCGAGGUACCAAGAUCUCGAUGGACCGCAUCUCGCAAGGUCUGCCGCCCGUCAAAGCUGCGCCGAGUCCGAGUCCGACUUCUGCUCCUCGUCGACGUCCCAAGAUCAGAGGCGAGACCUUGGCGCAGUUCAUCCAGAGACCGACUGUCACUUUCCCAAGGCGGUUCAGCUCGACGAUGACUCAUGCUGCCAUUGCCUCCUUGGGUGCAAGGCAGCCCGCCCUCGAGCUCGAUCAGAGCGCACGAGCGGCUGUCCGAGCAGCGCCAACGACUGUGCAAGCGCAAGCUGCAGCUGCAUCUGCCCUCGGCAUCUCCUUUCCUGCUAUACCGCCCCUAGAGGAUCCUCUGCUGGGCUUCAUGACCAAUCUCAUCAUGAAAGACGGCAAGAAGACUGUGGCCAGGUCGACCGUUGACCUCAUGCUGUCGACAAUCAGACUACACACCCAUCAGGAUCCGCUACCACUCGUCCGACUGGCAGUAGAGCGAGUCUGCCCCAUGGUCAGGAUCGUCUCGAGGAAGAAGGGUGCAAAGAAUGUUCUCAGCCCUGUUGCGCUCAACGAACGACAGAGAGUCAGACGGGGUAUCCUCUGGCUACUUGUAGCGAGCGACAGCAAGAACGACAAGGCGCUCGGCAGGAGAAUGGCAGCAGAGGUCAUCGCCAUUCUCAACGGCAACUCGAGCGCUCUCAACAAACGACAGGAAGCCCAUCGUUCAGCCGUACUCAAUCGGUCCAACGCCCGAUAGACGACAACAUGCAUGCUUCAUUGUUUCGCUUUGGGCCAAUUUUUCUUGCCGUCCUCUACCGCUUGUCGCAUCUGAGCAAUCGCUUCUGAGGGUACUGGCGCGCCAAAGCAUGCCGUGCCAGACACAAUCACGUUAGCGCCGGAGUCUGCGCACACUUUGACCGUCUUUGGACCUACGCCGCCGUCUACUUCGAUGUCCGUACUCGGAAAUCUCGCCCUUAAAUCUGCCACUUUACUCACGCAAUUUUGCAUGAAGCUCUGACCG